CUGUGUGUGUGGUUGCUGCCUGUCGCCAUAGGAACUUCAUACAGUCUUUCAGAUGUUGGAAAAAUUAAACUUAGAGCUUCCCUUUUCGUAGUAUUAAGUAAGCAUUAAUAGCUUAAUAACCCCUCUUUGCUGGCCUUUAGUGGGUAGCUGUUGUUCACAAACGACGCUGUCAAUCGGGUGAGUGUGGUUCAGUAUUACUAUCCAUCGAAAUCAUAUUUCGUUGGAAUCUCCAAUAUGACGAGCACUUUACAUGUAUUUCUGUUUUUAUUUCUAAUGUGCGGUCUGUUUCUGUUUGUUCCUCCGGUGUGUAUGUUGCUGAUGAAGUAAAGUCAGUAUUGGUGAUGGAGGGAGAUUCUGUCACUCUAAACCCUGAUCUUAAUCAAACACAGGGAUUUACAAUGAUACAGUGGUGUUUUGGAGAUAUCAGCCCAGUCAUUGCUGAAAUCUAUGCAAAUGCGACGUCAUAUCCCAAUGAUGAGAGAUUCAGAGACAGACACUGCAGCUGAACCAGACUGGAUCUCUUUCCAUCAAGAACACGAGAACCACAGACUCUGGACUUUAUAAACUAGAGGUCCACUGCAACAGUGGAGCCUCAUAUAUGACAUUCAGUGUUACUGUCUAUGCUGCAGGUCUGUCUCCAGGUGCUAAAGCAGGGAUAGUAGUUGUUGUUCUGCUGGUGUUUGCAGCUGCAGCUAUUGAUAUGAUGUGUUAUCGCUGCCUUUUCUCUGAUCUGAAGAAGUUAAAUACACUUCCAGUUAUGGAAGGAGAAACUGUCAUUCUAAAGCCUGAUAUCAAAGUCAAGAGAGAUGAUGAGAUCCUGUGGAAGUUUGGACCUCAAAGGGUUUCUAUCGCUGAAAUCAGAGAAGAGGCCAAAGAGAUAUCUGAGUUUGCUGAUGGGAUGUUCAAAGACAGACUGACGCUGGAUCUCUGACCAUCACAAACACCAGAACCACAGACUCUGGAGUUUAUGAACUACAGAUGAAAUGCAGCGGCGGGGUUUCAGUAGAGAUAUUCUGUCUUAAUGUCUGCGGUUAUGUUGAAGAGGAGACUCAAUUUGUGAUGGAUGGAAGGUAUAUUACUCUCAGAUGUUUUAAUAAAGAAAUACAGAAAAAUGAGCUUAUUGUGUGGCUGUUUGGAGAUCAAGAGGCUCUCAUUGCUCAAAUGAUGGGAGGAUCCAGAAAGACCUUUGAUGGUCCUGAUGGGAGAUUCAGAAGCAGGCCGAAGCUGGACAGAAGGACUGGAGAUUUGACCAUCAGGCGCAUGAAAUGUGAACAUACUGGACAUUAUAAACUACAGAUCAGCUGCAGCAGCAAAGGAACCUAUUACAAGACAUUCAAAGUUGUUACAAAUGGUGAAGGUGAGCAGGUGCAGUGGAGCUGUGAAGGUAAAACUCUUGCAACUGGGAUGAAUGGAGACUUUAAAAAGACUUCAUACGGUGAUGAUGAGAGAUUCAGAGACAGACUGGAGCUGGACCAUCUAACAGGAGAUCUCAUCUUCAGAAACGCUAGAACUAGUGACACUGGAGUCUAUCAACUACAGAUCAGCAGCAUCAAGAAAAGAAACAUAAAUAGUGAAUACACUCUUACAGUCCUUGGAAACAGAGUGAAUGAAUCAGAGACUGCAGAGAUACCUUUGCUGAGUAAAGAGGAUGUGGAUGGAGUGAAUGAGCAGCUCAUGAUGAGUGCAGUUUGAUGAGAUAAGACACGCCCACCAGGGUGAAUCACUCUGACAUCAUCAACAUUUGAACUCAUCUCAGAACACAGUUCCGCUGUUCUGUCAUCAUUUAUUCACAAUCCCGUUGCCCCAAACCUGCAUGACUCUUUGUUCGUUGUAUAACUUGUCUUCUUU
Messenger RNA from Carassius carassius (crucian carp), 1848 nucleotides. RefSeq lists its product as uncharacterized. The transcript is spliced from 7 exons. Bases 979 to 1692 code for a protein of 237 amino acids. NCBI's taxonomy places the organism in Eukaryota, Metazoa, Chordata, Actinopteri, Cypriniformes, Cyprinidae. The record is from RefSeq and is a predicted model, not a curated record.